Messenger RNA from Molossus molossus (Pallas's mastiff bat), 2692 nucleotides. It is a transcript of the gene TAP1, whose product is annotated as transporter 1, ATP binding cassette subfamily B member. Bases 58 to 2310 code for a protein of 750 amino acids. Gene Ontology annotation, molecular function: ATP binding; ABC-type oligopeptide transporter activity; ATP hydrolysis activity. Gene Ontology annotation, cellular component: membrane. The record is from RefSeq and is a predicted model, not a curated record. The transcript is spliced from 11 exons. Lineage: Eukaryota; Metazoa; Chordata; Mammalia; Chiroptera; Molossidae. Gene Ontology annotation, biological process: peptide transport; transmembrane transport.
AGCCCCCGCAGCCAGGACGGCGGAGAGUCCUGGCCGGGGCGCUACCCCCGCGCGCCAAUGGCCAGCUCAGGGUCCCCCGCUCCCUGCGGGUGCCUCUGCCGCUCCCCAGCUUCCCUAGCGUGGCUGGGGACAACGCUGCUGCUUCUGGCCGACUGGGUGCUGCUCCGGGCGGUGCUGCCCCGAAUAGCGUCCCUGCUGGUGCCCGCUGCGCUGCCGCUGCUCCGGGUCUGGGUGGUGGGCCUGGGCCGCUGGGCUGGGCUGUGGCUGGGGGCCCGUGGGGUUCUCAGGGCAACAGUUGGCACCAAGAGUGAAAGCGGAGGAGUCCAGGGAUGGAUGGCUGCUUUGGAGCCACUGGCGGCGGCGCUGGGCUUAGCUCUGCCGGGACUUGCCUCUUUCCGAGAACUGGGCUCGUGGGGCGUCCCCAGGGACGCUGACAGCACCAGACUACUGCACUGGGGGGGUCGCCUCGACGCCUUUGUCCUUAGCUACGCGGCGGCACUGCCCGCAGCCACCCUGUGGCACAAGCUCCGGAGCCUUUGGGUGCACGGAGGUCACGGAGAUUCUGGAGACCCCGUGCGUCGGCUUCUAGGCUGCCUGGGCUCAGAGAUACGCCGGCUCCCGCUCGUUUUGGGCCUGUUGAUCCUCUCCUGUCUUGGUGAGAUGGCCAUUCCCUUCUUCACUGGCCGCCUCACUGACUGGAUUCUACAAGAUGGAACAGCCACAGCCUUCACCCGGAACAUAACUCUCAUGUCCGUUCUCACCAUAGCCAGUGCGGUGCUGGAGUUCGUGGGUGACGGGGUCUACAACGGCACCAUGGGCCGCGUGCACAGCCGCUUGCAGGCCCACGUGUUUCAGGCUGUCCUGCGCCAGGAGACAGAGUUUUUCCAACAGAACCAAACAGGUGCCAUCACAUCUCGGGUAACAGAGGACACGUCCACCCUGAGUGAGUCUCUGAGUGAGAAGCUGAACCUUUUGCUGUGGUACCUUGUGCGGGGGCUGUGUCUCUUGGGGCUCAUGCUCUGGGGGUCACUGUCUCUCACCUUGGUCACCCUGGUGGCCUUGCCUCUGCUGUUCCUUCUGCCUAAGAAGCUGGGCAAACGGUACAAGGUGCUGGCAGCACAGGUACAGGAAUCUCUGGCAAAGUCCAGCCAGGUGGCCAUUGAGGUUUUGUCAGCCAUGCCCACAGUCCGGAGCUUUGCCAACGAGGAGGGUGAAGCCCAGAAGUUCAGGCAAAAACAGCAGGAAAUGAAAACACUCAACCAGAAAGAGGCCCUGGCCUACGCAGUUGACCUCUGGACCACCAGUAUCUCAGGGAUGCUCCUGAAGGUGGGAAUCCUGUACACUGGCGGGCAGCUGGUGACGAGCGGGGCUGUGAGCAGUGGGAGCCUUGUCUCGUUUGUUCUCUACCAGAUCCAGUUCACCACAGCUGUUCAGGUACUGCUCUCUACCUACCCCAGUGUGCAGAAGGCUGUGGGCUCCUCAGAUAAAAUAUUUGAGUACCUGGACCGCAUCCCUUGCUGCCCAGCCAGUGGUGUGUUGACUCCUUCCAACUUGGAGGGCCUUGUUGAAUUCCAAGAUGUCUCCUUCGCCUACCCCAACCGUCCAGAUGUCCUAGUGCUGCAGGGGCUGACGUUCACCCUGCGACCUGGUGAGGUGACAGCGCUGGUGGGGCCCAAUGGGUCUGGGAAGAGCACAGUGGCUGCCCUGCUGCAGAAUCUGUACCAGCCCGCCGGGGGGAAGCUGCUGCUGGACGGGAAGCCCCUUCCCCAGUAUGAGCACCGCUACCUGCACCGACAGGUGGCUGCAGUGGGACAAGAGCCACAGCUAUUUGGAAGAAGUUUCCGAGAAAAUAUUGCCUAUGGCCUGAUCCAGGAGCCAAGUACGGAGGAAAUCACAGCUGCUGCAAUGGAGUCUGGGGCCCAUAGUUUCAUCUCUGAGCUCCCUCAGGGCUACAACACAGAGGCAGGCGAGGCUGGGAGCCAGUUAUCAGGAGGUCAGCGACAGGCAGUGGCCUUGGCACGAGCAUUGAUCCGGAAACCACGUGUACUCAUCCUGGACGAUGCUACCAGUGCCCUGGAUGCAAACAGCCAGUUACGGGUGGAACAGCUCCUGUAUGAGAGCCCUGAGCGGGGCUGUCGGUCUGUGCUUCUCAUCACCCAGCACCUCAGCUUGGUGGAGCGGGCUGACCACAUCCUCUUUAUGGAGGGAGGCACCAUCUGUGAGGAGGGAAACCACCAGCAGCUCAUGAGACAGAGGGGGCGCUACUGGACCAUGGUGCAGGUUCCUGGCGGCGUGGCUGCUCCGGAAUGAGACCUCUCAUCGAAUCCCCCCUUUUUCCCUUUCUAUAGUGGAGAAUUUGGGAACAAAGAGCUUACCAGAGCUGCAGACUAGUCAGGAGUGUCAUCCUAAAGUGUAACCCCCUAGGUGAUACUUGAAAUCCUGCCAAUGCGUGUUACCCCCUCUCCAAGCUCCUCUCGAAAAAUGCAGAUUUCCUGGAAAACCUGGUUUAUACCUUUGGUGUAACUGGGCUUACAGCCAGGGUUGGUGUGGAUCGCAUUCUGAAAAUGAGAAAUAUUUAGAAUAUACAGAAAGGCAAGAUCGGCUGUAUUUAUGCUGACCCACAAACACCUUGUGGAUUCUGGUUAUUUAUAAUAAAAUGGGUGUUUUGUACUACGGUUGCUCGCGUUUUCAG